GCCCCCAAAGUGAUAAAUCUAGCUAACACUAAACCUCUGAUGCUCAGAUCCCGCCUGAAAAUCACACCCAGACGACGCCCAGAUGAAAACUCCGACUCCAGUGACCCCUCACCUACUGCCGAGAUUAUUCCAAAAAGGCCUCGACUCACUGUAACUGUGAUUCCUAUUCGCGUCUGCCAGCCUCCCAAUGGCUCUAUCAGCAAUAACGGCGUUAUAUCAGGAGGCUGUUGCUACAGUUAUGCCAGUCUUCCUGGGACCGUCCCCAAUGAAAGUAAUAGCCCAACUUCUAAUGCUCGUCCUUCACAGACGCAAACCCAGACUCCCUUGCAAAAGAUUGUGCUUUCACCUGUCUCAGAAAAUCCUGUCUCCGCAUUCACCGCCUCUACAAAUUCUGUCUCGACGGUGCCGAUCGUCAGUGUUCCCCUUUUGCGGAAAGACCACACUAAUACCUAUUCGCCAUUACCAACCCGAGCACCCCCGCCAUUAGAGCUGGGCUUGGAAUACGACCCGCCGACACUAUUCUCCACAGUCUGGACUAAGGGUCAGCCUCAAGGUUAUCUCGCUCAAUCAAUAGUUACGCAGCAAACCUCUGCAUCUCCUACCAUCAUAUUAUCUGCAUCCUCUUCUUCCUCUUCAUCUCCUGUACCUAGCCGACAUGAAUCCCUGACUGAGCCCAUGCUGAGUACCCCGAGUGGCCAAGUGACUAGUUGUCAAGUAGCCACAGAAGGCAUAUAUACUUCAUCUUCACGUAUGGUGAAGGGAAGGGAGGAUUCUUCGGAGCUGCCUUUGAGGUUGAAGUAG
Protopolystoma xenopodis is the source of this 801-nucleotide messenger RNA. The record is from the annotation of a GenBank genome assembly. NCBI's taxonomy places the organism in Eukaryota, Metazoa, Platyhelminthes, Monogenea, Polystomatidea, Polystomatidae.